Chelmon rostratus (copperband butterflyfish) is the source of this 2750-nucleotide messenger RNA. It is a transcript of the gene p3h4, whose product is annotated as prolyl 3-hydroxylase family member 4 (inactive). Gene Ontology annotation, molecular function: protein binding; collagen binding. Lineage: Eukaryota; Metazoa; Chordata; Actinopteri; Chaetodontiformes; Chaetodontidae. The coding region runs from base 102 to 1373 and encodes 423 amino acids. Gene Ontology annotation, cellular component: endoplasmic reticulum. The transcript is spliced from 7 exons. Gene Ontology annotation, biological process: collagen fibril organization; peptidyl-lysine hydroxylation. The record is from RefSeq and is a predicted model, not a curated record.
UACGUGCAGGCAGACAUGAGCGAUCCCUGGUAAAGAAAGAGGAAGUUUCCCGAUCCAUUCAAAACAAGCUCAGUCUCCUGCAGGAGCCGGCGGAGGUCACGAUGCUCCUGAAAAGCCUGUGCCUGGCCCUCCUCCUCCCAGCCCUGGUGGAGGCUCAGUAUGAGAAGUACAGCUUUAGAAGUUUCCCCCAGAAGGACAUCAUGCCGCUGGACUCCGCGUACGGCUACGCGCUGGAGCAGUACGCGGCGCAGAACUGGGCAGAGAGCAUCAAGUUCCUGGAGCUCAGCCUGCGGCUCCACCGGCUGCUGCGGGACAGCGAGGCUUUCUGCAGCCGCAACUGCAGCUCCGUCAACCGCGGCAACGACACCCUGUUCGCCGACAGCAGCCUCCGCGUCGUGCGCCACGUCCUGCUGAGGGCUGCGUGCCUUAAAAAGUGCAAAGCGGAUUUUCCGGUGUUCAGCCUCGCGUACCCACGGAGGGAUGUGCUGGAAACCUUCGAGAAAAGGAUUCCGUAUCGGUACAUUCAAUAUGCGCACUACCAGCUGAACAACCUGGAGAAGGCCGUGGCAGCGGCGCACACCUUCCUGAAGAAGAACCCCACCGACCCCCAUCUGACCAAGAACAUGAACUACUACAAGACGCUGUUCGACGUGGAGGAGUAUCUGAUCGACCACGAGGAGCAGCCGUAUGAAAGCGUCUUCCUGAAGAGUGUGACGCUCUACAACAGCGGAGACUUCAGCAGCAGCGCCCGGAACAUGGAGCAGGCCAUCGCGCAGUACUUCGAAGUGUACGGCAGCUGCUUAGCGGGCUGCGAGGGCUCCUAUGAGAUCCUGGAGUUCAAAGACUUCUAUCCCACCCUGGCAGAUCUCUUCACGGAUGUGCUGAAAUGUAAGGUCAAGUGUGAAGAGCAGCUGACACCCAACGUCGGAGGCUUCUUCGUGGAGAAGUUCGUAGCCACCAUGUAUCACUACCUCCAGUUUUCCUAUUAUAAAAUGAACGACGUGAAGAACGCCGCUCCGUGCGCAGCCAGUUACAUGCUGUUCGACGGCAAAGACCAGGUGAUGCAGCAAAAUGUAGCGUACUACCGCUUCUACCGGGAGCAGUGGGGACUGGAGGAAGCCGACUUCCAGCCUCGGCCUGAGGCUCUGAGGUAUUUUAACGAGACAAACAAGCAGAAGGAGAUGCUGGAGUUUGCACUGAACUACCUACAAACAGACGAUGAGGACGUGGUGAGUCCAGAAGAAAUGGCCGGCUCUCAGUCAGAGCAUCCUGACGGCGAGUUUGAGGGCGUGGGAGACUACGAGGAGUCCUUCCUGGCGGAGUGGUGGCAAGAACCCAAAACGAAGUGGGACACCGGAGAGGCCGUAGACUGACGUCCGUCCCGGCCUGCCGCGCAGGACGCCUCCUCUUCUGCACCUGUCUCGCCUUCCAUGACGACAAGCCGAAGGAUGCUGACCUGCCUACAGACAGAGAGACUCCCUACAGCAUGUAGCGGAAAAGCACAGCUCACAUUCGGCUCUCUGCUUUCACCGAGCUGAAGAACAAACAGACAAACUCAUCCAUCAUGUCGAUCAAGACCAGAGAUUGACAUAUUCUGUCUUGGCUGUCAUCAGCCUUUUAAAACUGUUCUUUUUCCAAUCAGUCAUUGGCCUCUACGCCACCACCUGUUAGUGACUCUACAGUUUUUAUUUACAGUUUUAUUUAAUGAAAGCUGAAUGUGCUUGGAUUUAAUGCAGGUGACCUUUAGCUUUCGAGCGAUUUCACAACCACCACUCAGGUUGUUGUUAUACUAAUUUGCUCAUCAUUAAAGUAAUAUUUUAAUAUACUUUUUUUUUUCUUUUUGUCACUUAAUGUUGGAGAUGCAGCAACCAGUUUGACUGCAGUAGUGCUGAAAUGAUUCUCUGAUUCAUUUAAGUGAUGUAUUAUGAAGAAAAUUCCCAAAGGCUGCAGGUUCCAGCUCCUCAAAUGUGAAGAUUUGCUGCUUUUUUCUGUUUUAUGUCAUAAAUUGAAUCGCUGAACUCGUCUCUUAUCGGAGGUUUAGCUUCUGGGGGCGAUGGCCGAUGUUUCAGGGCUUCUGAUGCAGCCACCAGGUAUCAGGAUAUCCGGCUAAGACUUCCUCUUCCACCCGUCGCCCAAUGUUUACAGUCCAAUUAGCAACUUGACAUUUCUGCUAACCUCCACAAACUGACAUCUGCAUGCGAACGCAGAUUUAAAAAAAAACAACUAAGAAAAUACUAAACUUUCAGCAGAAUACAGAUGAUGGGCUCUGAGAUUGCAGGUUUGCCAAUGCUUCCUGCCUCUUCUGCUCUCCACACGGACUGUUUACCUGCAUGCAACCAAAGCCCGCUCAAAUGUGAUUGGUGGACGUUGGACUCGCACUACAAAAUCUUGUCCCUUGCCUCCAGAUCCUUCAUUUAUAUGCAGAUAUCCGUCUACAGAGAUUAUAAAUGUUGUACUUCCAAGUUUUAAACCGAUGGUCAGACAAAAUAUCAAACUUGAAGACGUCAGUUUGGGCUCACUGUAUUCAUUUUUGCUUGCUAGAAAAAUGACAGCUACCUUAGUAGAUAAUAAAAAUAAAUCCCAGCAUCAGAUUGUAGUAGCUCUAAAUAAUUCAAGAAAACAAUACUGAUGUAUAGUUUUACACUACUUUGCCCUCAAGUUCUGUUUGUCUCAUGUCCACUGUGAUUUAGCAGACAGAUUAUUACUAUUUAAAAAAAAAUCAAAGCAUAACUGUCUAUUAAAACCAUGAA